AUAUGCAGUGGAAUCCCAUACCAAGGGCCAUUUCUCUUCUACUCUUUCCCCACGUGCUACACAGUACUUUCCUCUCGAGUGUGUUAAUCAAUCAUUCAUUCAUCACUGUUGCCUUUCAUACGCCAGUUGCCAGUUUAUCACUUCUGUCGUCCACUGUAUCUAAUUAAGUCAUAAACUCAUCCCACUCUGUAACUAGCUAUAAAUACACCUGAUCAGUCAUCUCAUCAACCAUUUAGCUUGUACGAGAAAUUAUAAUACUGUAUGCAGAUCGCUUAGCUUCAUCCAUCAUCUAUAUAUACGUAUAUCAGCGUAAGCGAGUGUAGAAGCAGAAUUAGCUACGAUGCAGAAGUACGAGGUGGUGAAGGAGUUGGGAUCUGGGAAUUUUGGGGUGGCCAGGCUCAUGCGCCACAAAGAAACUAAACAGCUUGUUGCCAUGAAAUACAUUGAGCGUGGUCGCAAGAUUGAUGAGAAUGUGGCAAGAGAAAUCAUAAAUCACAGAUCACUCCGCCAUCCUAACAUUAUUCGUUUCAAAGAGGUGGUUUUAACACCAACACACUUGGCGAUAGUAAUGGAGUAUGCAGCUGGUGGUGAGCUCUUUGAUCGCAUCUGUCAAGCUGGUCGAUUCAGUGAGCCUGAGGCCCGGUACUUUUUUCAACAGUUGAUCUCUGGAGUCCACUACUGCCACAACCUGCAAAUAUGCCAUAGAGAUCUGAAGUUGGAAAACACACUGUUAGAUGGCAGUCCAGCACCUCGCCUUAAAAUUUGUGACUUUGGUUACUCCAAGUCCUCCGUGCUGCAUUCACGACCCAAAUCAACUGUUGGAACUCCAGCUUAUAUUGCUCCAGAGGUUCUCUCUCGUAGAGAAUAUGAUGGCAAGUCGGCGGAUGUAUGGUCGUGUGGAGUGACUCUAUAUGUCAUGUUGGUGGGAGCAUAUCCUUUUGAAGAUCCAGAUGAUCCCAAGAAUUUCAGAAAAACUAUUUCCAGAAUAAUGGGUGUUCAAUACAAAAUCCCAGACUACGUGCACAUAUCUCAGGAUUGCAAGCACCUUCUUUCUCGCAUAUUUACCGCCAGUCCCGCCAGGAGAAUCACACUAAAAGAGAUAAAGAACCACCCAUGGUUCUUGAAGAGCUUGCCAAAAGAACUAACAGAAACAGCUCAAGCAGUAUAUUACAAAAGAGACAACCCAACAUUUUCCCUUCAGACCGUUGAGGAGAUCAUGAAAAUUGUAACAGAGGCAAGAAAUCCACCACCUACAUCAAGGCCUGUUCCGGGCUUUGGCUGGGGAUCAGAAGAAGAAGAAGACGACGAGACCAAAGAAGAAGAAGAAGAAGAUGAAGAAGACGAGUAUGAAAAACAAGUCAAGCAAGUCCAUGCAAGUGGAGAGUUUCAUAUCACACAUGAUCAUGAUGCUUAAGUUUACCAUUUGUAGAACUAAUAACAGCACCCUAUUUCCUACAUCAACGAACUUCUCAAAUAUACUAAAUAUUAAUACUAUUCCUUGGUACUCUA
Molecule: messenger RNA, 1509 nt
Organism: Lycium barbarum (goji berry)
Lineage: Eukaryota; Viridiplantae; Streptophyta; Magnoliopsida; Solanales; Solanaceae
Product: serine/threonine-protein kinase SAPK7-like
Exons: 9
Coding region: 341-1414 (357 amino acids)
Biological process (GO): protein phosphorylation; intracellular signal transduction
Molecular function (GO): protein serine/threonine kinase activity; ATP binding
Source: RefSeq, a predicted model, not a curated record